Messenger RNA from Myotis lucifugus (little brown bat), 411 nucleotides. RefSeq names its product homeobox C12 (gene HOXC12). The coding region runs from base 1 to 411 and encodes 136 amino acids. NCBI's taxonomy places the organism in Eukaryota, Metazoa, Chordata, Mammalia, Chiroptera, Vespertilionidae. Gene Ontology annotation, biological process: regulation of DNA-templated transcription. The record is from RefSeq and is a predicted model, not a curated record. Gene Ontology annotation, molecular function: sequence-specific double-stranded DNA binding; DNA-binding transcription factor activity, RNA polymerase II-specific. The transcript is spliced from 2 exons.
AUGGGAAAGCAUAAUCUCCUGAAUCCCGGGUUUGUGGGGCCGCUGGUGAACAUCCACACGGGGGAAACCUUCUAUUUCCCCAAUUUCCGCGCGUCCGGGGGCAGCUGCCCGGGCUGCCGUCGCUAUUCUACCCGCGCCCGCGACAACGGGUGCUCGCUGCCCUGGGCCGUCGGCACGCCCUGGUACCCGAUCCACAGCCGCUCACGGAAGAAGCGCAAGCCCUAUUCGAAGUUGCAGCUGGCGGAGCUGGAGGGCGAAUUUCUCGUGAACGAAUUCAUCACACGGCAGCGCCGGAGGGAACUCUCAGACCGCUUGAAUCUUAGUGACCAGCAGGUCAAGAUCUGGUUUCAGAACCGGAGAAUGAAAAAGAAAAGACUUCUGUUGAGGGAGCAAGCUCUCUCUUUCUUUUAG